Messenger RNA from Dioscorea cayenensis subsp. rotundata (Guinea yam), 1697 nucleotides. Its product is annotated as malonyl-coenzyme A:anthocyanin 3-O-glucoside-6''-O-malonyltransferase-like. Bases 108 to 1457 code for a protein of 449 amino acids. The transcript has a single exon. The record is from RefSeq and is a predicted model, not a curated record. NCBI's taxonomy places the organism in Eukaryota, Viridiplantae, Streptophyta, Magnoliopsida, Dioscoreales, Dioscoreaceae.
UCUUUCCAGGGUUAUAUAACCAAAACCAAACCCUCAGCUUCAUCAUCACUCUUCUUCUUCUUCUUCUUCUCCAUUUCAUCUCAAGCUCUCAAGCUCCACAAUCAUCAAUGGCGUCGUCGUCCCCAUCACUCACCACCCUUGAACAAUGCUUCAUCUCCCCUCCCAAGUCCUCCGUCCCAGAAACCUCCAUCCCUCUCCUCUUCACCGACAUCUUCUUCCUCGGCGGCGGCGUAGUCGAGCGUCUCUUCUUCUACAAGUUCCCUCACCCAACCUCCCACUUCAUCUCCGACCAUCUUCCGACCUUCAAAUCCUCUCUUUCACUCACUCUCCAGCACUUCUUCCCUUUCGCCGGCCAUGUCCGUCAAUCCCCUUCCUCCCCAGACGUCUACGAGCUCUACUACACCGACGGCGACUCCGUCUCUCUCACCAUCUCCGAAUCCACCGGAGAUUUCCAAGACUUCGCCGGCGACCAAGCUCGUGACUUCUCAAAGCUCCAACCUUUAAUCCCAACCUUGGCUCACGAAUCAGAACCUCUAAUGGCUUUGCAAGUCACUCUAUUCCCAAACCAAGGCCUUUGUUUCGGCAUCGUCGUCAGUAAGGUCGCCUCCGACGGCACAAACUCCACCAACUUCAUCCGUUCAUGGGCUACCACCUGCCUUUCCGGCGCCGGCGAAGUCUCCUUCUCAUCCCCUCCAUCCUUCGACCGUUCCAACAUCGGUGACCCUUACAACCUCUACUCCAUCUAUCUCCAAACCGCUUUAUAUAUGAAAGAGAUGUACAAGAACGCCGGCGCCGGCGCAACAAAAAAAGAAGAGUUUUUGGCCACUUUUAGAUUAAAAAAGGAGCAUUUGGAGAAGCUAAAGGGGGCGAUAAUGGCUGGAUAUCCAGAAGGGAAAGCUCCAUUCCAUUUAUCAACGUACGUCGUCUCAUGUGCUUUCAUGUGGGCGUGUUUGGUCCGGUCCAAAGGAUGGCCGGAGGAGAAGAUGGCCUACUUUGGCUUCCCCCUUGAUGCCCGGCCACGCCUCUCGCCUCCACUUCCGGCGGGGUUCUUCGGCGGCUGCCUCGCUUUCAAGACGACGAAAGCUAAGGUUGGUGACAUUGUCGAUGAGGUCACCGGAGUUGGAGCUGCUGCGGCGGCGAUUGGCAAAGCCAUUGAUGAGCUUAAAGAUGGGGUUUUUAAUGGUGGUGAGACGAUGCCGCAGACGCUCGGUGAGGUGGUGGCGAACCAGGGGAUGUGGAUCGCCGGAUCGACGAGGUUUAGGGUUUAUGAUGUGGACUUUGGGUGGGGGAAACCGGUGAAGGUGGAGGUGACCACCAUUAAAGGAGUUGAGACGAUGGCCAUGGCUGAGGACGGCGAAGGUGGUGGUGGACUUGAGUUUGGAGUCUCUUUUCCGAAGGAGCAAAUUGAUGCUUUUGAGGUUUGUUUUAAUGAUGCUCUUAAGGCUUUGAUGGUUUGAUGAUUUUCUUCUUUUUUUUUUUCUUUUUUUUUUAAAAAUUUUAAUUCGGUUUAUAAUAAUUUCAAUGCUUUGUUUAUGUGUGUAAUAAAUGUUUGGGGUUUGUUUAUUGUUGCUGUUGUUAUUAAUUUCUGUUUUUGAAGAAUUUAGUAUGUGUUGAUGUAAUGCCUAAUGGAUAUGUAUGUUGUUUGCUUGGAGGUGGCACAGUGGGUUAAAUAAAUGAAUAAUAUGUUUUAUUAUUCA